Messenger RNA from Nematolebias whitei (Rio pearlfish), 6579 nucleotides. It is a transcript of the gene mpripb, whose product is annotated as myosin phosphatase Rho interacting protein. Gene Ontology annotation, cellular component: actin cytoskeleton. Gene Ontology annotation, molecular function: actin filament binding. Gene Ontology annotation, biological process: actin filament organization. The record is from RefSeq and is a predicted model, not a curated record. NCBI's taxonomy places the organism in Eukaryota, Metazoa, Chordata, Actinopteri, Cyprinodontiformes, Rivulidae.
AAGAAGAAAAUAAAGCGGUUUCCGCUGUGAGGGGCUAGUCAUGAACCAAAUCUUAAGUGCUUAUUCCCACUUCUGUGACUGACCGAGAGAUCGUUACCCUGCAUGCAGUUAUUGCAGCCGAAAGCAAAUCAUUUGUAAUUUUAAGGCUUUUGUUCCGUCCUUUCCACAGGACGAGCUGAAGAUGCGAGCCAGGAGAGGAUUUUAUUAGUAUCUGCGUGCUAGCUUGGAUUGCUAACCAGACUAGCAUAGCGAAGAGGCUCUGGAUGAACUUUGAUGGACCCUCUGCUGCGGAUGGGAUUGUAGCUUGAUGUUUGACUGCAAGCUUUUUUUCUUUUUAUAGUUUUGGUGCUUACGGGAGUCGGUUCUUUAAAUGUGCUAUUCCUCCUGAGCUCGGAAGGCAAGUAGUUUCGUGAAAUUGUUGUUUUAGUCGUUUACGCCAUCCGGCUAUUGAUCCUAAAAUCCACUGGCAAGCUAACAGGAUAUUAGCUACCUUGUCGCCACUUUGCUUUGUGGUUGGAGGCCAUGGACUGAAAAGCUUUCAUCAGUUACUGGGAUACGGGAAGAUGGCAGCUUGGACGUGGAUCCAGUCGGACUGACGAAGCAACAUUUGCUGCUCGGAAAUAUUUCGCUCCCACGGUGUUCUUUUAAAAAUGCGUCUGAACGCUGGAGCUUUUUGGGUCUAAACGGGCAGGAAAACAGCGGGAUCACAACUGGGUUAAGGUCCUCAAGAGGAGAUUUCUCGUCUGGGUGUUUGGUUAAACGUGGGAGAAUACAAUGUCUACAGCAAAGGAAAACCCCUGCAGAAAAUUUCAGGCGAACUUCUUCAACAAAAGUAAAUGUCAGAAUUGCUUCAAACCCCGGGAGCUACAUCUACUGACCGACCAGGAUCUGACUCAGGCCAAGCCUAUUUAUGCUGGAUGGCUGUGCUUGGCCCCUGAGGGAACUGACUUUGACAAUCCAAUGCAGAGAUCCCGGAAAUGGCAGCGGCGAUUCUUUGUGCUGUAUGAACAUGGCUGCCUGCGCUUUGCCCUGGACGAGUCGCCGAGUACACUACCUCAGGGUACUGUCAAUAUGAACGUCUGCACAGAUGUUAUCGACGCAGAACCCAAAACAGGCCAGAAGAACUCGCUGUGCAUCAUCACCCCCGAACAGGAAUACUUUAUCAGAGGAGAGAAUAAAGAGAUCAUUAAUGGGUGGAGCGAACAGCUGAGUGUGUAUCCUCGAACCAACAAACAAAAUCAGAAGAAGAAACGAAAAGUAGAACCUGCAACCUCCCAGGAGCCCGGUCCAGCCAAGGUAGCUGUGACCGGUUCUGGAAUCCCAGAAGCAGAUAAAAGUCCAGAUUCAAGCUCCAUCAUCUGGCAGGAGGAGCUGAACCAAAGGGAGGCAGAGAGCGCAGCUGUGUGGGCUGCUGCUGACUCGUUGGCAUCACCGCUGCCCUCUGCAGGUGAGUGUGCACCUGUAGGGCACGGCUCUGAUGCAGGGUCAGUGAAUGGGAACGACCUGAACCGCAGAAGCCUGACCCUGCACAGUUCUGCUCCCCUGCCCACCACUGACCCGCUCUCCCCAACGGGCUCCUGCUCCAGUUUGGGAGGAGUCCCUCGCUGCCUCUCUCCAGUGCCCAGUGAACCCUUCCCCUCCAGCAGCUCCCUGCUCUCAAAUGGCUCUCACAUCAGCGGCUCGGUCAGCUCUCUGGACUCGGACGCCAGCGGCAGCACGGUCACAAGCACCGACAGCCACCCGACCGGUCACAGGGGCGGCCAUCACGAGGCGUCGCGCUCCCGCCGAAUGGAGGCCGAAACCAGAAAGGCUGAGAAAAGAAGUCGGUUCAGGAGCCCUGAGAGGCCGGAGAGAGAGGCCGUCCUCAGUCCCGAGAGAAGUCGCUCCGGUGUGAUUGAGAAGUUGGAGGCCUUGGAGCUGGAGAAUCCAGAGAAAAUGGAGGUGGAGGCGACACAGAGGAGUGGUGUCCGACAGGGUCGUAGUGAGCAGAGGCGGCGCUGUAGAGAGGAGCAGAGACGAGACGACGACGAGGGUCUGGACUUUCCCUCCACCCUGCCUCCUCUGAGGAGAGCCAAGUCUUUGGACAGAAGGACCACAGAGUCCGUCAUGACGCCGGAUUUGCUUAACUUUAAGAAAGGAUGGAUGGUGAAGCUGGACGAGCAAGGCCAGUGGAAGAAGUUCUGGUUCGUGCUGACGGAUCACAGCCUGAGAUACUACAAGGAUUCAAUCGCUGAGGAGGCCUCUGACUUGGACGGUGAGAUUGACCUGUCCACCUGUUACAGUGUAACUGAGUACCAGGCGCAGCGCAACUACGGUUUUCAAGUUCAUACACAGGAAGGUGUUUACACUCUUUCGGCCAUGACGGCCGGCAUACGCAGGAACUGGAUCCAAGCAGUGAUGAAGAACGUCAGGCCGUCCACCGCCCCUGAUGUGGCCAGCUCCACUGAGGAUUACUUCUCCCCUUUGGAGGGUCUCGUUAGACCUGACAUCACUCAGGACUCUCUCUCCUCUGAGGUCUCGUCCGUGGGGAGAGAAUCUGCUCCAGGUGUGAUAAGAAGCAGAGCGCGGGAACGCCGGCGAGAAGGCCGCUCGAAGACCUUUGACUGGGCAGAGUUCAGGCCCAUCGCGCAGGCUCUGGCUCAGCAGCGAGCGCAGGAGGCCGAGAGCCUGCAGACGGGCAGGGAUGAGCUGGACUGCAGUCGGAGGAGAGAGGAGAGGAGGAAGAUGUACGAGUGUGUGAGCAGCUCCAAGCAUGCGUCUGCUCCGUACAGAGGGAGGACGGACGUGGAGGGAGGAGGUGGAACUGUACAAACCGACUCCGUUAGUCCCACCUCCAUGGACAGGCAGCAGAGGAUGGAGGAGGUGAUUGAAGAACACUGGCGACAGGUGGAGAACACCCCCAUCAGGGAGGAGAGGAGGGUGCCUCUUCCCGCUACAGAGCAGUCCAAGGAAACCGUAGAGCUGGAGCAGCUUCUGGAGAGUUACAAGCAGGGGAUGGAGGAGCUGAAGUGUCAGUUAGCGAGCUGCCACCAGCAGCUGCUGGACUCGAACAAGCACAAGCAGGAGCUGGAGCUGCAGCUCAGGACGGCUCUGGAGCGGGAGCAGGACGUCCGGACCGGCUACAUCUCCCCGCUGGAGCAUCCUUUGGGUCUGGAGGCUGAUGUGACGCCCCAGAUGAAGAGGUCCGAACCGGUUAGUUCUCAAGCACAGAGUUUAACAAAGAAAUACCAGGAGACCAAAGAGCUCCUGAAGCUGCAAGAGCUGAAAAAACGCAAUAUGCAGGCACAGCUUGGCCUCUCACUUUCUCACCUUCCCAUCAAGGAGCCUAACAUUUCUGAACCCCAAAAAACAGCCACGCUAGACGGCCCCUCUCCUGAAUUAGUCCAAAAAACCGUUACCUUCUUGCUUCAGGACAGCUCAGAGGCAAUCCAAGAGCUAGAUCUGAUAACCGAUGAACCUCUGACUCUGAUUGAGCUCAGCAAAGUGUUGAAACUACAUAGCUGUAAUCAGAAUCCCACAGGAAAACAUGAACUUCAGCAGCUUCUGGAAACCUGGAAGUGCCAGCAGGAGAUGGAAAAUGAAACACUGAAAAAGAGCCUAGCCAGAGCGGGAGAGAGCAUACGGGAAUAUGAAGCCCGUCUUCUGACCAUGGAGGAUAUGAUGGGGAAAGUUCAGAAGCAAAGUUUGGAAAGCCUGACCAGCCCUUACGGUCCCCUGUCCACAAUUGAAACGCAUUCAGAGUCAAAUGACGCCACUGUUGGAUUGCUCUCUCAGAAGGUCAAGCUUCUAACAGGUGAAAACGGCGCACUGAAACAGCGAUGUCAGGAGAUAGUGAAUCAGCUGACUGAGGCCGACAGAGAAAUUGACCGACUUAAAGCCGAACUCGUCAGCCAACAUGGCGGCAAACAGCAUCAUCUCGUUGUGGAGGAGCUGAAAAGACUAAAGGCUGAAGUGGCUGAAAAUCAAGCUAAUGCCAUAGACCGGGAGUAUUAUGAGAGGGAACUAAAUGAGAAGUCUUUAAGGCUCCAUGAAGCCUUAGUUACUUUGGAGGAACUUGGCAACACCCUUAAAGACACUGAGAAAAAGCUGCAGCUGAAAGAGGCCACGCUCAGAGGUCUGGGCUUCCAGGGAGAUUACGAGGACGAGGAGUUGCAGCUGGAGAAGGAACACCUCAGAGAGCUGCUUGAAGCCUCAAAAGCUAAGAUUUCUGAAAGUGAUGCAAGAGUUAAGUCUGCAGAGCAACGCUGUGUGGAGCUGGAGGCUAGAAACGACGAACUACUCACCUUAAAUCAGGAAAUCGAGAAAGUUGGCAGAGAGAAGCUGGCAGAGGUAGAAAAUGAAGUAAAGAGACUACAAGAGAAGCUAGUAUGGGAUAUUGGUCGUGGUAGUGAGAGUAAAGACGUAGAAGAGAAGCAAGGAGAUGAUGGAGAUUUUAAGCACGUGGUAGAUGAGUUUGAGAUGAGGUCUGAGGCAUUGGAUAGAGUCGUAGAGGUAUUAGUAAAGAUAGACGUCAGUGUAGACAGAAUGCUUGGUAAUUUGAAAACCACUUUCUUUGGCUCUUCAAAAGAAGAGCUUGUUUGCGUGAGAGAGAAAGAGAUGAGAUCAGUGUUGGAGUGGGAGUUCUGGAACCAGCUGUUGAGCAUUACUCAAUUAAAAUCUGAUGAAAGCCGACAGAUCAGGGAACUGGGUUUGGUGGAGCUUAUAGCGUCACAGAGGAGCCUGAUUCUCUUGAAUAAGAUGGUUUGUUCGCAGGGUGACGCGGAGAGUGAGACGGUGGUCCGUUUUGCAGCGAUGUACAGCUGGCUCGAUGAUGAAACGAACGCUUUGAUUCUUCAGCGCUUAACAGAAUCAUUGAAGGCAAAGUCUCACGAUCUGAAGCAGAUUGCUAACAGUCUGAAAACGAGCAAAAAUGAUACACUCCUGUCUUUGGCUCAAGCAAGCUUUGGUCCUGGGCGAGAGCAGAAACAGCCAUCAGAAUAUCUUCUUGAUUGUCUCAAGGAAGCAUGCAGGCUAUAUGAGCUCAUUAGGCUGAAAGUCCAGCAUGAGAAAGAGCUGAAGCAGAAUCAGCCACAAGAACAGAUGGGGAGCACAAAUUCUCCAAAUUGCUCUGACUUGAAAGAAGUUGCGAGUGAGCUUCAGUCAGAACGGGAAGAUCUACAGAGCCAGCUAUCCGGGGCUUCUUUGAAAACGUCUGCAGAGCUCCAAACUUUGAUUCAGAUCGAAGGAGAGUCAGUAGACUCAGUGGGUGCAACCACUGAACUUCAUGACAUGGUGAUCAGGCACAGGAAGGAGUUGCACGACGUCAAAGACUGCUACGAGCAGGAAGUCAUAAAGUUGAGGCUGGAAAUCACAAAAGCCAACGAGACACUUAAGUUUCAGUCAGACGAAAAUAUGAAAGAGAUCGACUCACUGACAAAUUGCCUGGAGAUCCUAAAAACAAAGCACGAGAAUGAAAAAAGAAGCCUUGUCGAGAGGUUUGAUCAGGAGAUGGAGGAGCUGAGGAGCAUGAUGAGUCCAGCUAACACCGAGAGGAACGGAACAAGUGAGACGUCGGAUCAUCCCUCAGCCCAAACGUCGACCCUCAGGGAGCGCAUUCAGGAGCUGAUGGUCCAAGUGUCAGUCCUGACCGAAGAGACGAGGCGACGGGAGCAGCAGGGGGACAUGAACACCCUGCGGCUGAAAUGCGAGAGAGACCUGGAAAACCUUAAGGCCACCUGUGAGCGGGGCUUCGCCGCCAUGGAGGAGUCCCACCAGAAGGUGAUCGAAGAGCUGCAGAGAAAACACCAGAGGGAGCUGGAGAACCUGCAGGAGGAGAAGGAGCGGCUGCUGGAAGAGGAAACGGCCGCCACCAUCGCAGCUAUUGAAGCCAUGAAGAACGCCCACCGCACAGAGCUGGAGAAGGAGUUGGAGAAGGUUCGCAAGGUCAGCAGCAACACGGAGAACGCAGAUAUCGAGGAGAUCCGGAAACAGCAUGAUGAGGAGGUGUGCUCCUUCCAGAGGGAAAUCGAGGUGCUGUCCGAGCAGUACUCCCAGAAGUGCCUGGAAAACGCCCACCUGGCUCAGGCGCUGGAGGCCGAGAGGCAGGCCCUCAGGCAGUGUCAGCGAGAGAACCAGGAGCUCAACGCACACAACCAGGAGCUGAACAACCGUCUGGCAGCAGAAAUCACCAAGAUGCGCUCCAUGACAUGCGAGGACGGAGACCCCAACGCUGUGAUGCAGGGAAAAGAGCUGUACGAGUUGGAGGUGAUGCUGAGGGUGAAGGAGUCUGAGGUCCAGUACCUGAAGCAGGAGAUCAACUCCCUGAAGGAGGAGCUCCAGGCCGCUCAAAGAGACAAGAAGUACGCGACAGAUAAGUACAAAGACAUCUACACGGAGCUGAGCAUCGUCAAGGCCAAGGCGGAGCGGGACGUUGGCCGGCUCAGAGAGCAGCUGCAGGAGGCUCAGGAGGCGCUCGGGCAGCCGGCGCUGGACGACGUGGACCGAGGAGGAUACGAUAUUAUGAAGUCUAAAAGCAACCCAGACAUCCUCAAGAUGGCCGCCGCUGCAGCCAAACGCUCAGAGCGCACACUGAGAUCAAAG